Molecule: messenger RNA, 723 nt
Organism: Blepharisma stoltei
Lineage: Eukaryota; Ciliophora; Heterotrichea; Heterotrichida; Blepharismidae
Source: the annotation of a GenBank genome assembly
AUGCCUGAACGUACUUUCAAGUGCCUAAUAAUUGGAGACUCUCAAACUGGCAAGUCAAGCUUAUAUAGCCUGAGUCUUGCUAUAGCUCUAGCUGUGCUGAUGACUCCCAAUACCACUCAAGGAAUUAAUUUUACCCACAAAUCUUGGUUUGCUAACUCCCUGAGUUGCUUCAGAGUCAUCAGCACAGCCCUAAUUAUAACAGCACCCUGGCCAUAUCUCAGAUACUUCCAGCAAAAAUUUCAAGAAGAAUAUAAGCACACUUCAGGCGUUGAUUUCUCUAUAAGAUUUUUUAAUAAAAAUGAUGAAAUGAUGAGAAUGCAAAUCUUUGACACAGCUGGCCAAGAAAUGUUUAGAAACUAUAUUCGCUCGUAUUAUAACAAAACUGCGGCUGCAAUCUUUGUUUAUGAUGUAACAAGAAGAGAAACCUUUGAAAAUCUGAAUAAUUGGAUUGCUGAAGUAAGAGAAACGGCUUUAAGCAGUCUUGCGUCAGUUUUGGUAGGGAAUAAAGCUGAUUUAGAAAGAGAAAGAGAGGCUUUAUUUGAAGAAGGACAAAAAUUUGCAAAUGACUGUGGAAUGAUAUUUUUGGAAACUUCAGCGAAAAUCGGGUUAAAUGUGGAUAGACUUUUUAAUUUUUUGGCAGUUGAAUUAUCAGCAAGUAUCAAAAUAGAAAGAAGAAUGGCAGAAAAAGAAAAUGAGACUGAAGAGAUAAUGGGUAAUGAAUAA